AUGGAUCAACCUGACAACAAUUUUCGACAAAAUCAUCAUUCGACAUAUGAAUAUUCCAAUAAUUAUAUUCAUCGAGAAAAUUGUGAAGACGACAUUUCAUCAAACCACGAACGUGACGAUGAAAAUCGUCAACCUUCCCACUCUUUCGUUUACAAAAAACGAAUACGAACAAAAUUCAGUGCCGAACAAUUGGACAUACUCGAAUCGACUUUCCAGCAGCAUCGUUAUCCAAGUGUUAGUGUUAUUGACGAUCUCGUUGAACAACUGAAUUUAUCGACACAGAAGAUUACAGAUGAAGAUGUUUCACAUGACUCUUCCGUUAGUCCUCCAAUAAACUCAUUAAAUCAUCUACAACCUGCACCAACAUCACAUUUCGCUGCUGCUGCUUCUUCUUCUUACUACUUGCCCAAUUCUCAUAUUUCCUUCUACAAUCCAAUGUGGUCGAAUUUCCAUUAUCCAUUACAUUACAAUCCAUCUGACAUACCUUCACCAAUUAUCUUUCACGAUGCAAGUAAUUAUCAGUAUGAACAUAAUGAACUGAAAAACAUUUUCUUGCACGAUACUCAGGCAUCAUGA
This is a messenger RNA of Adineta ricciae, 576 nucleotides long. The record is from the annotation of a GenBank genome assembly. Lineage: Eukaryota; Metazoa; Rotifera; Eurotatoria; Adinetida; Adinetidae.